Messenger RNA from Danaus plexippus (monarch butterfly), 3902 nucleotides. RefSeq names its product leucine-rich repeat protein soc-2 homolog (gene Sur-8). Bases 330 to 2033 code for a protein of 567 amino acids. The record is from RefSeq and is a predicted model, not a curated record. Gene Ontology annotation, molecular function: protein binding. NCBI's taxonomy places the organism in Eukaryota, Metazoa, Arthropoda, Insecta, Lepidoptera, Nymphalidae. The transcript has a single exon.
AUCAUUAAAUGCGUUGUCUAGUGUUCUCGCAUUAGCAAGGAAAUUUAAUCAAAUUUAUAUAUUUUAAAUAGAAAUUAAAUAAAUUACACUUGAAAUUAAGCAAGUGAGUGUAUUGUGAGAAAGAUCCAUUUUAUAAGUGAAUUUAUAAUAUGAUCGUAUCCUGAUUUUCUUUGUUGUAAAUCAUUUCUCGGGUUUAAAGGAUUCUUAUUCUGAAAAUAGAUAUUGAUUGUUUUUACGGUGAAGUGUUGAAAAAUAAUUAGGGAUGAUAUCACAUUAAUUAUUUUGAAAGGUUAAUUGUAAAUUGUGCGAGAUUCAUUGAAAUUCGCGUAAUGAAUCUUGAUAAUUCCUCUAGAGAAAAUUCGGAAGCUUUAGAUACAAUUGGUACUGUGAGCCCGAGAGAAAAAUACCACGGUAUGAGGGAGAAGAAAUUGUCAGCUGCAUCCUUGACCAAUGCAGAAGGAGCGCGGCCCAAAGUAGUGACGGUAAAACAUCCAGAAUCCAACAAGCCAAAACCAACCGCCCGAAAAAAUAAACCCAUCCAAGCCGACUUAGACGUCGUUAGAGAAUUCAUAAGAUGCAGAGAUGAAGGUGUUAAAAGACUUGAUCUCAGUAAAUCGUCUAUUACUUCUUUACCUCCGAAUGUGAGAGAUUUGACACAUCUUGUUGAGUUUUAUUUGUAUGGAAAUAAACUAGUAGCUCUACCUGCAGAGUUUGGUUGUUUAACCAAUCUACAGACCCUAGCACUUAAUGAAAAUUCGCUAACAAGUUUGCCUGACUCACUGGCUCAUUUAAGAUCAUUAAAAGUUUUAGAUCUCCGACACAAUAAAUUAAGUGAUAUACCUGAAGUUGUCUACAAAUUAACAUCACUGACAACAUUAUUUUUACGAUUCAAUCGAAUAAGAGUAGUUGGUGAUGGCAUUGCUAAUCUUACAAAUCUAACAAUGUUGAGCUUAAGAGAAAAUAAAAUAAAGGAACUCUCUUCUGGUAUCGGAAAACUUGUAAAUUUGGUGACUUUUGAUGUUUCCCAUAAUCAUUUAGAGCAUUUACCACAAGAGAUUGGUAAUUGUGUUAAUUUAUCUACAUUAGAUUUGCAGCACAAUGAGUUGUUAGACAUUCCAGAUACAAUUGGCAACUUACAGACACUAAAUCGUAUUGGGUUGAGAUAUAAUAGACUCAAUGCUAUACCAGCUUCUUUAAGUAACUGUAAACAUAUGGAUGAAUUUAAUGUAGAGGGGAACUCAAUAUCUCAACUUCCAGAUGGACUACUGUGUAGUCUGACUGAGCUUACAAGUCUUACAUUGUCCCGAAAUUCAUUUAUGAGUUAUCCUAGCGGUGGGCCAGCACAAUUCACUAGUGUUUCAUCCAUAAAUCUAGAACACAAUCAAAUAGACAAAAUACCCUAUGGAAUAUUUUCGAGGGCAAAAAAUUUAACCAAAUUGAUAAUGAAAGAAAAUUUGUUGACAUCUCUUCCUUUGGACAUUGGAACAUGGACAAACAUGGUGGAACUUAAUUUGGGUACAAACCAACUGGUAAAACUACCUGACGACAUACAAAGCUUAAUAAACUUAGAAGUGUUGAUUCUAUCAAACAAUCUUCUUAAGAGGAUCCCACCAAGCAUUGGCAACUUGAGAAAGCUAAGGGUAUUGGAUUUGGAAGAAAACAAGAUUGAAAUCCUUCCCAAUGAAAUAGGAUUUCUACAGGAAUUGAAAAAACUGAUUGUUCAAUCUAAUCAAUUGACUUCAUUGCCGCGCUCAAUUGGACAUCUGAUAAAUCUCACAUAUCUUAGUGUUGGUGAAAAUAAUUUGCAAUAUUUACCUGAGGAGAUAGGCACCCUUGAGAAUUUAGAAUCACUGUACCUCAAUGAUAAUCCUAAUUUAUGCAAUCUGCCAUUUGAGCUAGCUCUAUGUGUUAGCUUGCAAAUUAUGAGUAUUGAGAAUUGUCCUUUGACCUCUCUACCACCAGAUGUAGUAUCUUCAGGGCCAUCUUUGGUCAUCCAAUAUCUCAAAUCACAAGGGCCUUAUAGAUCCAUGUGAUAUGAGGUUAAUGAUUAUCACACUGCAUUGCCAGGUGAUAAUAUUUAAAGUCAAACAAGUAAUGCUCCUAUUAAUUAAAUGUUUGAUGUAUAAUCCAGUGGUUCUUAUAAAGAAAAUAUUGAGAUGUGUUCCUUUAUAUACAAAUUUAAGUUGUCUUAUAUAUACAUAAAUCAAAUAUAAGGAUAUAAAAUUUAUGUUGUUAAAAGUAACAUUGCUUUGUUUCAUGCUUUCAUUUUAUAACAACGUUUUCCAUAUUUCAAUUAGAGUUGUAUUAAAUGCCCAAAAUACAAGGCGUAAGAUAAAAUUGUUUUUAAUUCUAAUAAUAAAUUUUAAGAUUUUUAGAAUUAAUUGUAAUCAUUGCUGUAUAUAAUGUAUAAUUGUGAGCUACAAGUUUGUAGAUUAGUUUAUUGAACUGCAAUCCUCUAUUGAAAACAAUUUAUGUGUAUAUAAAAGUUACACAAGAUCUUCUUAAACUAUGGAGGCCAAAUUGAAAUAUAUGUUAAAACAUAACAUGAUAAUUAUAUUUUCAUACUUCUAUCAUAAGCUUGUUUUACGAUAUUUGUAUAAAUUUGAUGCUUUUUUAAGCAAUUUAUAGGAUUGUUGAUUGACACUUUCAUGACAGUUUUGAUUAUUUUAUUGAUAUAAAUGUUAGCUUAAAAUUAAAUUGUUACGUUUACCACGAGUUUCCAUUGUCAAACUAAACAGACAGUUUAAAGUAUUUUCCCCAAAAUCUUUGCAUGUGAAAUUGUCACCAUAGGUAUGUAAACGAAAUACUAGAACAUCUGUUUAGAUUGACGAUGACUGGUAGUAAGUGCGGUGCCAGUUAACAUGAGAUAUUAAAAUAGCGUAUGUAGUUAGCGUCUUAUUUUUAAAAAAAGAAUAUGACCCAUGUCGUCACAAAGAUCUCAAAAUAUUGGGCAGUAUUUGACAUCAUUUAGUAUUACUUUUGUAAUGAUGUUUUGUGUCGUAUGCGUGCACAAAUAUUUAUCAAUUGAAUUUUUUACGACUUUGAUUUUAUUGUAAGACGUAAUUUUAAGUUGUCUCAUAUGACUUCAAGUUCAGUGUGUAAGCUGAAUGAUUAAUGUACUUUGUAAUCAUUUAGUUCGAUUGACAUAUUAUUUGUAUGUGUUAUUUAUGUAUUUUGUCCUAAACGAUGCAUUUAUAGAUUUUUUUUAAUGUAAUUUCGCUUUUAAUAUUCCAGUCACAUUAAUUUUGGUGUACACAUGAAAAAUUGUUGAAAGUGUAUAAAGGACUAGUCAUUUUGUUCUAUAUAGUUUGCCUAAAAUAAAAUGUGGUCGGUGUGAUGUCAGUGUUUUACAUAUAAUGCCAAUUGUUCUACUAGUUUAAGGUAUGAAUGACUUCCAAGUGUUGAUUUACGAAAACGUUUUUAAAACUGUGGACACAUUUACAGUAUUGUAUGUGCGUCAAAUUUACAAUAAAAAUGUACUUUCAGAUUUAUUUUAUCCAAAGUAUAGAUAAUUUCAAAGCUCAAUAGAAUGCUGCCGUAUGAGUAAAAUUUAGUUGAUAGUUUGUAUUCUAUGUGAUGGUAUUUCUAGUGCUUAUUUAAUAAUCAGUCCACGUGACUCCAAUUGUCCAAGAUGAAUGCAGUAACUAAAAAACUGUUUGGCCGUUGGAAUUAAACUGUCAUAUGUUGAAUAUAUUUUCUUAUCAGUGUCUAUCUUGAUGUUAGAAUUUGAAUCGGCAUAUAUGGUUACUUGAAACUAAUAUUAGUAUAGUUAUAUACAGCACUUGAAACAAAACAAAAUAUCGUUUGAAUGUUUUUAAAAAAAUAUUAUCUUUUCAAUCCAUGUGUAUGACUAUAAUGUUUAAAUGGCAUGUGUUACAUGAAAUAAAUUGAAAUUAUUAAAA